AUGCCGCACAGUAUCCAGAAAGUCUUUUUGACCGGCGCAAAUGGCUUCGUCGCCUGCCAUAUUUUGUCCGAUUUGAUCAAGGCAGGAUAUCUAGUAACCGCGACCGUGAGAUCAAAGACCAAAUCCCAAGAGAUGCUAGAUGCCCAUCCGGAGUGGAAAGAUAUUGUCAGAUUUGUAUAUGUAUCAGACUUCACCGUCCCAGGUGCAUUCGACGAGGCAAUCAAACAGGAGGGAGGCAAAUUGAAUUAUAUUAUUCACACCGCAUCCCCUAUUACCUUUGAUGUUGAGGACAUUCAGAAGGAGAUCAUUGAUCCUGCUGUUCAGGGCACAACGUCACUUUUGAAGAGCGUGCAUGAGUAUGGGGGACCGCAGGUCAAACGGGUCGUGUUGCUUAGCAGUAUUGCUGCGAUCGUGAACCCCAUGGAGGAUACAAGUAUAACAGGAGACCCAUAUAGCGAGAAAGAUUGGGACCCAGUCACUGCGGAAAUGGCUGUUGAGCAGAAAAACCCCCUCUUUGGAUAUUGUGCGGCCAAGACGCUGGCUGAGAAGGCGGCUUGGACGUUCCUCGAGGACAACAAGACUAGCUUCGAUAUGACAGUCAUCAAUCCAGACGUUGUCAUCGGGCCGAUGCUCCAUAGUUUGCCCACGCCCGAGAGAAUAAAUGAGACGAAUAGGAUUACCAUAUACAAUUUCUUGGACGGAACCACUACAGGAGUUGAAGCCUGGGGACUCCCCUUUUAUCACUUUGUCGAUGUACGAGACGUUUCCCGAGCGCAUGUUCUAUCUCUGGACAGCCUCACAACAUCUAAUCAGCGCGUGGCGUUAGUCCAUGGUCUUAUAACUCCCCAGCUCGUGGUAAACAUCAUCCGAAAGAACUUUCCGGAGCUGAAAAGCAAGGUGCCUGAAGGAAACCCCAGCAAAAUCGUGCCAGACGGCAUUGAAUUGUCUCGCUGGAACAAUGAAAAGAGCUACCAGGUGUUUGAAAAGAAUUGGACUUACAGGGACCUAGGGACCAGCGUGGUCGACACCGUGAACAACAUUUUGAAACUCGAAAAGGUAUGGCAGAAAUAA
Messenger RNA from Pseudogymnoascus verrucosus, 1071 nucleotides. RefSeq lists its product as uncharacterized. Gene Ontology annotation, molecular function: oxidoreductase activity, acting on the CH-OH group of donors, NAD or NADP as acceptor. Lineage: Eukaryota; Fungi; Ascomycota; Leotiomycetes; Thelebolales; Thelebolaceae. Bases 1 to 1071 code for a protein of 356 amino acids. The record is from RefSeq and is a predicted model, not a curated record. The transcript is spliced from 5 exons.